This is a messenger RNA of Populus trichocarpa (black cottonwood), 1268 nucleotides long. RefSeq names its product eukaryotic translation initiation factor 6-2. The transcript is spliced from 6 exons. Bases 1 to 975 code for a protein of 324 amino acids. Gene Ontology annotation, molecular function: ribosomal large subunit binding. The record is from RefSeq and is a predicted model, not a curated record. Gene Ontology annotation, cellular component: nucleolus; preribosome, large subunit precursor; cytosol. NCBI's taxonomy places the organism in Eukaryota, Viridiplantae, Streptophyta, Magnoliopsida, Malpighiales, Salicaceae. Gene Ontology annotation, biological process: cytosolic ribosome assembly; maturation of LSU-rRNA; assembly of large subunit precursor of preribosome.
AUGGUAAUAACAGACUCUCCUUGCAGCAGGUUGUUGUCUUCCAGUGAUGUAGAUCAUUACAGGGAAGAGAGGAAUAUGGAACAUGCCGACGUGACAAUGAGAGCAUGGGAAUCCAUUGAAAGGGUGGCUGGAAGAUUUACGAGAAGAAAGAUAAAGUUAGUGGUGGGAAUGGGGAGGAGGGCGGUCUUGGCUUGUGUUGUGAAGCUAAAGAGGAAGGUUUGCAGGAUCUUGAAUGCAAAAAACAGAAGCAGCAACGAAAGGCAUGUGUUUUUGAACUAUGAUAUGUGUAGUUAUACAAAGAACUUCGAUGAUGGAAAGUGGCAGCAGGAGGAGGUUGAGUAUUAUAGGACUCGAUCUUUUGCUUUUAGAAUUGCUCAUGUAUGUUUGCUUUGCUUACUGCGAGACUUGAAUCUCGGUAGACUUUGUGCAGGAAACAAAAAUGGACUCCUUGUGCCGCAUACUACUACUGAUCAAGAACUUCAACACUUGAGAAACAGUCUACCUGAUCAAGUUGUGGUUCAGAGAGUUGAUGAGAGAUUAUCUGCGUUGGGAAAUUGUGUAGCUUGCAAUGACCAUGUUGCUCUAACACACACUGAUCUUGACAAGGGAACAGAGGAAAUGAUUGCCGAUGUUCUUGGAGUAGAAGUUUUUAGGCAGACAAUUGCUGGUAAUGUUCUUGUGGGCAGCUACUGUGCUUUCUCCAACAAAGGUGGCUUGGUCCAUCCCCACACAUCCAUUGAAGACUUGGAUGAACUUUCAACCCUCCUUCAGGUGCCUUUAGUGGCUGGAACAAUAAACCGUGGCAGUGAAGUGAUAGCUGCUGGCCUGACAGUGAAUGACUGGACUGCAUUUUGUGGUUCAGACACUACUGCUACUGAACUUUCUGUCAUUGAGAGUGUUUUCAAGUUGAGGGAAGCUCAGCCAAAUGCUAUAGUGAAUGAGAUGAGAAACUCAUUGAUUGACAGCUAUGUAUGAGCCAUUAAUGUGGGCCUACUGUCAAAAAUAUUAAUGGUGCUAUCUUGCCCUAAAAGGUUGAAUCGCUUGAUAGUCCUUACUGAAAGUAUGUUGAUGCUCGACAUCACAUGUUUUAUUAUGAAAGAGAUUGUUUGAAAUACUAUUUUUCACUAAUGAAACAAGGAGAAGCUCUGUUAUUUCAUCAGAGUUCUUCAUAACUAUGGAGAACAAAAAAUGGACACUGAAAGUUGGCUUGCUGUUGCUGGUUUUGUAUCAUCAAUAUUGCUGGAUUGCUAAGAUACAUGCCUCAACUC